AAUAGCAGAGACGACACGUGGAACCCCAAAGUGAAGAUGGGAGGCAACCUUGUUCCUAAGGUACGGCCGCACCGAGAGGGCGUGCGCAUACCUGCCGUGGAGAGCGCUCUCGCAGAUGCAGCCGAGAAACUCUCACACUUACCUCCGCCCAAGCGAAUGUACCAGCGCCGCAAGAUGGCGCCGAAGCCUCCGCCGCCCGACCCGCUGGUGACCCCCGGAACGUCCGUCGAAGCGCCACCUAGUGAGAAAUCCUCAGGUCCAACAAAACCAAUCUCGAAGAAGCCAAAGAAAGGUCAGGCAACAACGAAGCAGCGACUGGGAAGAAUACUCAAGAUACACAAGAUGGUCUACCUGAAGUGAUCGCGUUCUCGUCGUCGUCGUCGUCGUGGCAACGUACGACAAUCGUCGCGCGUCCAACAAACACGUGGAACUGACGCCCGCGUCCCCGGCGAUGCCCGCUCC
This is a messenger RNA of Priapulus caudatus, 462 nucleotides long. Its product is annotated as lysine-specific demethylase phf2-like. The transcript has 4 exons. NCBI's taxonomy places the organism in Eukaryota, Metazoa, Priapulida, Priapulimorpha, Priapulimorphida, Priapulidae. The coding region runs from base 37 to 360 and encodes 107 amino acids. The record is from RefSeq and is a predicted model, not a curated record.